AUGGACUCGGAGUUCGACCGUGGGGAGGAUCCCAUAACAGUGGAGGAGGUCCUCCAUAGGGACCCUCCCUCGGUCAGCAACACCACGUCUGCAGAUUACAAGAGCCCGUCCCUCUCACUGUCUGUCCCCGUCACGCUGUCUGUGCCAGUCACUUUGUCCCCUUUAUGUCAGUGCCUGUCCCUAUUAUCCAUUAAAGUCUUUGAUUUGUUUGUCCACAGUGACCAGAAGAAGCCUGUAAACAUUUCUAAAGAAAAGCUGGAGUCAGUGUUCAAGGAGCUGGAGGACAAAAUCAUCUCUCUGGUGAAGAAUGAGCUGAAGAGAUUUAAGAAUCUACUGAGCUCAGAUUACCCAGCAUGCACUGAGAGACAGGUGGAGGAUGAGGAGGAUCAGAGCAGUGUCAGAGAGGGGGUGCUGGAGAUCACACUGCACGUCCUGAGGAAGAUGAACCAGACAGACCUCGCUAACACACUACUGACCAAACUGGCCCCUGCUUGCCACAGAAAGCUCAAAUCCAAACUGAGGGACAAAUGUCAGAAGAUUCAUGAAGGAAUCUCACAGCAGGGAACCACAGCACUUCUGAAUGAGAUCUACACAGAGCUCUACAUCACAGAGGGAGGGAGUGGAGAGGUCAAUAAUGAGCAUGAGGUGAGACAGAUUGAGGCAGCGUCCAGGAGACCAGUAACACAGGAGACAUCCAUCAAAUGCAGUGACAUCUUUAGACCCUUACCAGGACAAGACAAAGCCAUCAGAACUGUGCUGACUAAAGGAGUGGCUGGAAUUGGCAAAACGGUCUCUGUGCAGAAGUUCAUACUGGACUGGUCUGAAGGAAACGUAAAUCAGGACGUUCUCUUCAUAUUUCCACUUCCUUUUAGGGAGCUGAAUUUGAUGAAGGAGAAAAAGUUCAGUCUGGUGGAGCUUCUUCAUCGCUUUUUCCCAGAAACAUCUGAAUUAAAACCUAAACAUUAUACAAACUACAAAAUUCUGUUCAUCUUUGAUGGUCUGGAUGAGUGUAGACUUCCUCUAGAUUUCCAGAACAAUGAGAGAUUGUGGGAUGUAACAGAGUCGACCUCAGUGGAUGUGCUGCUGACAAACCUCAUCAAGGGGAAUCUGCUUCCCUCUGCUCUCCUUUGGAUAACCUCUCGACCAGCAGCAGCCAAUCAGAUCCCUCCUGAGUGUGUUGACCAGGUAACAGAGGUAAGAGGGUUCAGUGAACCACAGAAAGAGGAGUAUUUCAGGAAGAGAAUCAGUGAUCAGGGCCUGGCCAAUAGAAUCAUCACACACAUGAAGUCGUCAAAAAGCCUCUACAUCAUGUGCCACAUUCCAGUCUUCUGUUGGAUUGCAGCCACUGUUCUAGAGAGAAUGUUAGGUGAAGCAGAGAUUAGAGAGAUCCCCAAGACUCUGACUCAGAUGUUCACACACUUCCUGAUCUUUCAGCUCAGACACAAGGAUCAAAAAUAUAGACAAAGUAUGAAAGGACAAAAAGGUCCCACUCACCCACGUCACAUGAGAAAAAAUGUUUUGGCACUGGGAAAACUGGCUUUCCAACAGCUAGAAAAAGGCAACCUGAUCUUCUAUGAGGAAGACCUGAGAAACAGUGGCAUUGAUGUCAGAGAAAUGACAGUGUAUUCAGGAAUGUGCACUCAGAUCUUCAGACAGGAGUUUGAGCUACAGCUGGGGAAGGUGUUCAGCUUUGUACAUCUGAGUGUUCAGGAGUUUCUGGCUGCUGUAUAUGUGUUUAUUUCCUUCAUCUCCACCAACACCAAUGUGCUACAACAGCAACACCCUGAAAUAGUCAAAACCCCAAUGUCUGUCUUCCUCAACAGUGCAGUGGACAAGGCCUUACAGAGUCAAAAUGGACACCUGGACCUUUUCCUUCGCUUCCUUCUGGGUCUCUCACUGGAGUCCAAUCAGACUCUCUUACGACGCCUACUGACACAGACAGGAAGCAGCUCUCACAGCAAAGAGGAAACAGUCAAGUACAUCAAGAAGAAGAUCAGUGACAGUCCCUCUACAGAGAAAUCCAUCAAUCUCUUCCACUGUCUGAAUGAACUGAAUGAUCAUUCUCUAGUGCAGGAAGUCCAAACAUACCUGAGCAGAGGAGGUAACAGUGGUCUCCAUGGAGCCAGACUGUCUCCUGCUCAGUGGUCAGCUCUGGCAUUUGUGUUGCUGAACUCAGAAGAGGAGCUGGAUGAGUUUGACCUGAGGAAAUAUGACCCAUCAGAGGAAUGUCUGCUGAGACUGCUGCCAGUGGUCAAAGCAUCCAGAAAAGCCAUACUAUCUGGCUGUGGUCUUACUGAAGAGUCUUGCAAAUCUCUCACAUCAGUUCUACAAACAGAAAACUCUUCACUGAGAGAGCUGGAGAUGAAUAAUAAUGACCUGCAGAAUUCAGGAGUGGAGCAGCUCUGUGCUGGACUGAAGAGUUCACACUGUAAACUGGAGAUUCUCAGACUAUCUGGCUGUGGUCUCAAUAAAGGGUCUUGCAAAUCUCUCACAUCAGCUCUAAAAACAGAAAACUCACUGAGAGAGCUGGAGAUGAAUAAUAAUGACCUGCAGAAUUCAGGAGUGGAGCAGCUCUGUGCUGGACUGGAGAGUUCACACUGUAAACUGGAGAUUCUCAGACUAUCUGGCUGUGGUCUCACUGAAGAGUCUUGCAAAUCUCUCACAUCAGUUCUACAAACAGAAAACUCUUCACUGAGAGAGCUGGAGAUGAAUAAUAAUGACCUGCAGAAUUCAGGAGUGGAGCAGCUCUGUGCUGGACUGAAGAGUUCACACUGUAAACUGGAGAUUCUCAGGUGA
Electrophorus electricus (electric eel) is the source of this 2796-nucleotide messenger RNA. The record is from RefSeq and is a predicted model, not a curated record. Lineage: Eukaryota; Metazoa; Chordata; Actinopteri; Gymnotiformes; Gymnotidae.